AGCUGCGCACGCGCACUUCCUCCCAUGGUAUUAAAUGGUGUCGUAAGUUCCGCGGUUCUGCUGGGUGAUAGAUUUUUCACGUUUUUGCUUCACCAAGACUGCAUUGUUUCAUCAUGUAAUUAUAUGUACCUUUUCUCACACUGCUUGGAAAACACAUCCAGAAAACGGAGUACACACAGUACAGUGCGGCAGUGAGGGCCAUGGGGACAUCAAGGGUCGGCAGCGACCCUCCUGCCUCCAGCCUCUCGCUGGAUGCAGUCCCUAUUGAUGCGAACAUUAUCCAUGUUCAGUCAAUCCAGCAACAGCCCAUGGUUGCCCUCUCCGAGCUGCAGGACACUGAACACCUCAAGGCGAUGGGACUUGGAGACACGCUCAUUAUUUUAGGAGAUACCACGGCUGCAACCCAGCAGUGUAUGCCCGGUGACACUGCCAACCUAGUCCUGUGCCUGCCCGAAGACACUGUAGCCUUGGAGGUGACCUCCGCAGAUGCAUGCGCUGCCUCUGGGCCUUGGGUUCAAGCCUGGGUCCAAGAACCUGCCAUGGAAGCCUACACGCUAUCCACGCUCGAAAAGCCCCCUACAGAAGGUGAAAUGGCAAUCUCUACCGCAGGAGAGAUGCUGCUCGUGGUGGACCCGACGGAGGACAGUGUGGGAUUGGCGGCGAAGAGCUGGUUCAACGACUCAGUGAUUGCGACGCAAGCUUUGCUCAACUUAGAGGCACACAAAUAGGGACUGUGGAAACUGAUGUUGCAUGCACCAGCGAGUAAUGUUAUCCUGUGUGCUCUAGUUUAGUUACACACGUUCCUUUCUCCUUUUUUUUUCUUUUUUCUUUUUUCUUUCUUUCUCUUUCUCCUGAGCUCAUGAUAGACACAGAUGUGAGAUUUAAGUUGGUUAGAAGAAACUUGUGAUGGGGGCAUAGUUCAUUUUUGUGGACUCAAGCUAACUUUUUCUUUUUGAGGAAAAUGAAAGGGGAAGCUGAUCGUUUGCUUUUGUUGCUUUCCUACGAGUGUGUCGUAGUGUCACGGAGAGGCUGUGAAGUUUAGGGGCACAUGGUCACCGUGGCGCGCACUUGCAAUGAAAUUUGUAGAAAGCUGUGUAAACGUGUCUCACCUUGACGGCACCUCGUCGCUCACAACUAUGUCUGCUUGAUUGUAUCGGUGUAUAGUUGCGGGAUGUACGCCCUCGGCCGUAGGAUGAAUUGGUGCUUGUUUUGCGACGUUUUUGACGAUCAGUUUCUGCUGGGCGAUCGUGCGAGCCGUUAAAUCGAACCUUUCUACGUAUGAUUUUUAGGGUUGCCAAACUCGGGAUGUCGUCGUGAGUUUGAUAGCGUUAACAUUUGUGUGUGUAUAGUAGAGUACUACUUUAUUUACUUCUGUUGUCGUGAAAGACGUUUUUCGUACUUGGGGCAUGCUCAGCUGUGCCAAUGAUUAGUCGAACCUGCGUGCAUAGCAGAGAAAGGGGAUGAACUACGGUGUAAAGACACUGAUCAGUUUUGCGUAUAUCCGAGUACGUAUACUAGUUCGGCAUCGUCGGCAUGUUCUCCAGGUGAUGAGAGGGCCUUCAUUGAAUAGAUAUAUGCAAUUACUGCUGGCGGAGAGAACUUGAGCUGGAAACAGUCACACUUUUGGGCAAGAGCGACCAUCUUGGUAUGAUUCAGAAUAGGAAUACUUCGAUGUUGUGUUUUUGAGAGAGUAUAUUGGAGAGUCAGAGAUACAAAAGCAGGUUUUGUUUCUUUCGUGACUGCUCAGUGUAAAUAAGAGCAAGAUGUAGUCAGGGACACCUGUACAUAUGUAUUUUUUCUCAGAAUAAAAUGUUUGCUUGCA
This is a messenger RNA of Ornithodoros turicata, 1822 nucleotides long. RefSeq lists its product as uncharacterized. The record is from RefSeq and is a predicted model, not a curated record. The transcript is spliced from 3 exons. The coding region runs from base 201 to 728 and encodes 175 amino acids. NCBI's taxonomy places the organism in Eukaryota, Metazoa, Arthropoda, Arachnida, Ixodida, Argasidae.